GGUGUCCUUAUCAUAUACAGAGCUCGAAUCAUAUGGUGGAUAUCGCAGUAAAAGGUCCGAAGGAAGUUUGAGAGUGACAAACGAAGUACAGGGUCUGGCUGGUUCCUUCUUGGAGGUUGACUGGUUGGGCAAAGCUCUUUUGUCUGUGUGGUUGUUGGUGUUUCGAGGAGCCAUCGUGACUUCUGCAGACUGCGUUUUUGAUCGAGAAUCUGGAUUGAGUUGAAUCGCAGGAGGAAGGAGCCACCCAGGGUGACGCGUGUAAUGUUGAAAGAGGAAAGCGCGCGUGUUUGAAAGGAACUGCAACGGCAACUGCGAUGGACUGCGUCACUUGAUCUGCAGACAGCAAGAGCGAGUGUCAGCCAAAUUUUCAUCGACUCGUCCACCAUCACAAUCACAUCUCACAGCUCACAGCUCACAGCUCACUCUGCAGCUCGACAGGAUGGCUUCAGGCGACUUACACGCAGAGCUCUUGCGUCCUGCAGUCCUGCAGAUUUUACGUGCAGCCGGCUUCGGGUAUGCCCGUCCAGUUGUUGUCGACACUGUGACCGAUCUAGCAGCCCGCUAUCUCAAUCUUUUGGCCUCGUCUACCGCUCAGAGCGCCUUUAUCACACACAACACCAAUGUCCCCACGAUCCAGGAUGUUCGAAUUGCUCUCACACUCGCGGGGGCGCUGGUGCCUCAGAUGGGCGCGGCGGAGGAGAAUCUCAAGGAUGAUGUAGAGAUCGAUGGGGUGAUGGUGCCGUUCGAAGAUCUGCGUGGCGUGCAGAAUUUUGUCAAUUGGGCUCAAGGCCCUGUAAACAAGGAAAUUCGAAGGGUUGCGGGAUUCGAAGAUGACUCGAAUCUCGAAGAGAUUGCGGGGUUGGAUGAUCAAGAAGACUACUUGACCGCAAUUAAAAAGAAACACAGCAAGACAGGUGAAGAAUCUCGUUUUCAAGGCACCGUUCUAGGAAAAGACGCCGAUCUACAGCAGGUGACAAUUGUCGGCGGUCCAGCCUCGUCAAUGGCUGAAUGGACAAAACUGGCAUUGUCUGGCAUCAACACACCUCGAUCUCCUUCACACAUGGCUUCACAAUCACACACUGAAGAAGCUGCCACUCCAGCCUCUUCGGGCAUUAGCAGCGCCCCUCUCACCCCUAUCGAGUCACCUUAGGAGCUGACUCACCCUCGUGACGCCCAGUUAAUAUCAUGGUCGAUACAAUAUCACCAUCAGCAAUUCACUCAACUUUGAGGUUCAAGUGGAUCCCAGCCACCUCCCAUGAUCUACGAGUACACCAAAAAUGACACAACGAUGGAAGCAGAUCUCAAAAAUUCUCGUCAAAGCAGGAUACUUCUAGCGAUCACUAAUAAUACUCGAUGCAAAGAAGUCAGUCAUGUGACUGAUAUUACUCAAGUUUCAAAUCCAUACAUUUUCACGUGUAGUGC
Exophiala mesophila is the source of this 1422-nucleotide messenger RNA. RefSeq lists its product as uncharacterized. The record is from RefSeq and is a predicted model, not a curated record. Gene Ontology annotation, molecular function: protein heterodimerization activity. Lineage: Eukaryota; Fungi; Ascomycota; Eurotiomycetes; Chaetothyriales; Herpotrichiellaceae. The coding region runs from base 440 to 1150 and encodes 236 amino acids. The transcript is spliced from 2 exons.